Sinocyclocheilus anshuiensis is the source of this 1587-nucleotide messenger RNA. RefSeq names its product proto-oncogene tyrosine-protein kinase LCK-like. NCBI's taxonomy places the organism in Eukaryota, Metazoa, Chordata, Actinopteri, Cypriniformes, Cyprinidae. The coding region runs from base 231 to 1265 and encodes 344 amino acids. The transcript has 10 exons. Gene Ontology annotation, molecular function: ATP binding; protein binding; protein tyrosine kinase activity. The record is from RefSeq and is a predicted model, not a curated record. Gene Ontology annotation, biological process: protein phosphorylation.
AGGUGGGAAGUCAGACUGUGACGUGACUUACACAGCCUUACACACUUUAGCAGCUCAUGUCUUCGAUACACGCCGAAGCUUUACAGAUCUUGUCAGUUUGUCUGUAAUCUUGGUUUUGUUGCUCUGUGGCAAAAUGUGUUCUUCAUAAAAUCUAAAGCUAAAGACAUGACAAUGCUUGCUGAACUGACCCAUCACUAACAUCAGCAACUUCUGUCAACAGAAAAGCAAAUAUGGGGAACUGUGGCUCUUUUGAUCCUGAUGACGAAUUCUCCUACCAUCCAGAUGAAUUGUGCGAUCAAUGUAACUGCCCAAAGCCUCCAGCCAGUCAGAACUAUGAUCCUCUGAUUCCUUAUUCAUCCCAGUACACACCUCCACCAUCAUCUCCUCUUCCAGAGAACCUGGUGGUAGCCUUAUACAAAUAUGAGCCGUGCCACAGCGAUGACCUUGGGUUUGAAAAAGGGGAGAAGCUAAAAAUCCUAAAUGCCGAUGAUCCUGAAUGGUUCAUGGCGGAGUCUCUGUUUACCGGGCAGAGGGGAUACAUACCACAGAAUUUUGUAGGAAAACUGAACAGCAUGGAGACAGAACCGUGGUUCUUUAAAAACCUUUCCAGGAACGACGCCAUGAGGCUAUUACUGGCCCCCGGUAAUACACAGGGCUCCUUCCUCAUUAGAGAGAGUGAGACCACACCAGGGAGUUUCUCCCUGUCCGUGAGAGACCUGGACCACACACAGGGUGACAUCAUCAAGCACUACAGAAUCCGCAACCUGGACGCAGGUGGAUUCUACAUCACCACCAAGAUCUCCUUCAGCUCCCUCUCAGAGCUGGUCAAACAUUAUUCACGAGAGGCCGAUGGACUAUGCACUCGCCUGGUGAAGCCGUGUCAAACCCGAGCCCCUCAGAAGCCCUGGUGGCAGGAUGAAUGGGAAGUGCCCCGUGAGUCUCUCAAACUGGAGCGCAGACUGGGGCAGGGGCAGUUUGGUGAGGUAUGGAUGGGGCUGUAUAACAACAACCGUCGAGUGGCUAUCAAGAAUCUCAAGACAGGUACCAUGUCCAUCAGUGCUUUCCUGGCUGAGGCGAACCUGAUGAAGACCCUGCAGCACCCUCGACUAGUGCGACUUUUCGCUGUGGUUACACAGGAGCCCAUUUACAUCAUCACUGAGUUCAUGGAGAACGGUAGCCUGGUGGAUUUUUUGAAGACUCCAGAAGGAUGUGCUAUACCCAUCAAUACGCUGAUCGAUAUGGCUGCUCAGGUAGACUGCACCUGACCGUAUUCAUUUGGUUGUUUGGUCAGUAUUGCACUCAAAACAUCAGGGGUGAGACAUUUGUACCUCACAGGAAACCAACUGACCUAUUUGUACGAGUUACAAGCUCAAGUCUACAUUACAACCCCUUGCAUAUUCUGUUUAUCAUUCAUUCCUCUGUUUGACCACUGUCUCUAAGCUUGUGACGGCAGCAUUACUCAGCCGCUGCUCUGCUUCCUAAUCUCAUGGUUAACAAUGAGCACGACUGUGUGUGCUGGAACGAGACCUUAAUACAACAACAACUGUACUGCCAAGCCAAACUACCCAGACUUGAUGAACAUGCAAU